AUGGAAGGUUUCCCAAGUCGUAUUAACUGCUGUGGGAGCGUCCUGACCAGUCGUAUUAACUGCUGUGGCAUCCUGACCAGUCGUAUUAACUGCUGUGGCGUCCUGACCAGUCGUAUUGACUGCUGUGGCGUCCUGACCAGUCGUAUUAACUGCUGUGGCGUCCUGACCAGUCAUAUUAACUGCUGUGGCAUCCUGACCAGUCAUAUUAACUGCUGUGGCGUCCUGACCAGUCGUAUUGACUGCUGUGGCGUCCUGACCAGUCGUAUUGACUGCUGUGGCGUCCUGACCAGUCGUAUUAACUGCUGUGGCGUCCUGACCAGUCGUAUUAACUGCUGUGGCGUCCUGACCAGUCGUAUUGACUGCUGUGGCGUCCUGACCAGUCGUAUUGACUGCUGUGGCGUCCUGACCAGUCGUAUUGACUGCUGUGGCGUCCUGACCUGUCGUAUUAACUGCUGUGGCGUCCUGACCAGUCGUAUUGACUGCUGUGCUGUGGCUCGUAUUAACUGCUGUGGCGUCCUGACCAGUCAUAUUGACUGCUGUGGCGUCCUGACCAGUCGUAUUAACUGCUGUGGCGUCCUGACCAGUCGUAUUGACUGCUGUGGCGUCCUGACCAGUCGUAUUGACUGCUGUGGCGUCCUGACCAGUCAUAUUGACUGCUGUGGCGUCCUGACCAGUCAUAUUGACUGCUGUGGCGUCCUGACCAGUCGUAUUAACUGCUGUGGCGUCCUGACCAGUCGUAUUAACUGCUGUGGCGUCCUGACCAGUCGUAUUGACUGCUGUGGCGUCCUGACCAGUCAUAUUGACUGCUGUGGCGUCCUGACCAGUCGUAUUGACUGCUGUGGCGUCCUGACCAGUCAUAUUGACUGCUGUGGCGUCCUGACCAGUCGUAUUAACUGCUGUGGCGUCCUGACCAGUCGUAUUAACUGCUGUGGCGUCCUGACCAGUCGUAUUGACUGCUGUGGCGUCCUGACCAGUCGUAUUAACUGCUGUGGCGUCCUGACCAGUCGUAUUGACUGCUGUGGCGUCCUGACCAGUCGUAUUGACUGCUGUGGCGUCCUGACCAGUCGUAUUGACUGCUGUGGCGUCCUGACCAGUCGUAUUAACUGCUGUGGCGUCCUGACCAGUCAUAUUGACUGCUGUGGCGUCCUGACCUGUCAUAUUGACUGCUGUGGCGUCCUGACCAGUCGUAUUGACUGCUGUGGCGUCCUGACCAGUCGUAUUAACUGCUGUGGCGUCCUGACCAGUCGUAUUGACUGCUGUGGCGUCCUGACCAGUCGUAUUAACUGCUGUGGCGUCCUGACCAGUCGUAUUGACUGCUGUGGCGUCCUGACCAGUCGUAUUGACUGCUGUGGCGUCCUGACCAGUCAUAUUGACUGCUGUGGCGUCCUGACCAGUCGUAUUAACUGCUGUGGCGUCCUGACCAGUCGUAUUAACUGCUGUGGCGUCCUGACCAGUCGUAUUGACUGCUGUGGGCGUCCUGACCUUCGUAUUGACUGCUGUGGCGUCCUGACCAGUCGUAUUGACUGCUGUGGCGUCCUGACCAGUCGUAUUGACUGCUGUGGCGUCCUGACCAAUCGUAUUAACUGCUGUGGCGUCCUGACCAGUCGUAUUGACUGCUGUGGCGUCCUGACCAGUCGUAUUGACUGCUGUGGCGUCCUGACCAGUCGUAUUGACUGCUGUGGCGUCCUGACCAGUCGUAUUGACUGCUGUGGCGUCCUGACCAGUCGUAUUGACUGCUGUGGCGUCCUGACCAGUCGUAUUGACUGCUGUGGCGUCCUGACCAGUCGUAUUAACUGCUGUGGCGUCCUGACCUGUCGUAUUAACUGCUGUGGCGUCCUGACCAGUCGUAUUAACUGCUGUGGCGUCCUGACCAGUCGUAUUGACUGCUGUGGGCGUCCUGACCUGUAUGGAGUUCUCCUGCAGGUUGAGGUAUCUGGUGUUGACCGAGAUGCUCUGUGGGACCUGGUCCAGAGUCUGCCGGGUGCAGAUGACCCGACUGGCCUGGUUUGA
This is a messenger RNA of Knipowitschia caucasica, 2010 nucleotides long. Lineage: Eukaryota; Metazoa; Chordata; Actinopteri; Gobiiformes; Gobiidae. The record is from the annotation of a GenBank genome assembly.